AUGAUUCGUAGACAAACUCGUCUUAGAAGAGAAUAUUUGUAUCGAAAGUCUUUGGAAACCAAAGAAAAGCAAAUUUUUGAAAGAAAACAAAAAAUAAAAGAAGCAAUUAAAGAGGGAAAACCUAUACCAACUGAAUUACGUAAAGAAGCGGCCGAACUUCAAAAGGAAUUACAUUUCGAUGAAACACAAAUUGAUCCUACUACACAUAUUGACGAUGAAUAUGCGAGAUCUGGUAUAUUUGAUCCAAAAGUUCUUAUUACAACUUCUCGCUCUCCAAGUAGUAGACUUUCACAAUUUUCCAAGGAAAUACGUUUGUGUAUUCCAAAUUCACAGCGUAUAAAUCGUGGUAAUUAUGUAAUAAAAGAUUUAGUUGACGCAUGUAAAGCAAACGAAGUCACAGACUUAAUAAUAUUACAUGAACAUCGUGGUGAACCUGAUGGAAUGGUGAUUUCUCAUUUCCCUUAUGGUCCCACGGCAUUUUUUUCUCUAAAUAAUGUUGUGUUAAGACAUGAUAUUGAUGAUCAAGGAACUGUUUCAGAAGCAUAUCCUCAUUUGAUAUUUAAUAAUUUUAAUAGCAAUUUGGGUCGUCGUGUUACAAGUAUAUUAAAAUAUUUGUUUCCGGUUCCAAAAGAAGAUAGCAAACGAGUAAUGACAUUUUCUAAUGAAAACGAUUUUAUUUCUUUUCGACACCACGUGUUUGUAAAGAUUAAUAAUAAAGAAGUACAAUUAGCUGAAGUUGGUCCGCGGUUUGAAAUGAGACUCUAUGAGAUUAAAUUAGGAACGAUGGACCUAAAGACCGCAGAUACUGAAUGGGUCUUAAGACCUUAUCAACGAACAGCAAAAAAACGUGAUCACCUUUAG
Molecule: messenger RNA, 861 nt
Organism: Diversispora eburnea
Lineage: Eukaryota; Fungi; Glomeromycota; Glomeromycetes; Diversisporales; Diversisporaceae
Source: the annotation of a GenBank genome assembly